UGCAACCUUGCCAUGUUCCUCAUGCCAGGGGGAACCUGGGCCAGGUGGCGGAAGAUGACCAAGUUACUGAGCCAGUGGGGGAUCCAGCCACUGCCCCAGAUAUCAAAUAUGGCCUCCUGGCCACGUUGCCCACCACCCCUGGCUCUGCUAGGACAGAGGACCCCUGCUCAGGGACAAGAAGGGCCACAAUCCCUGCCCCUAGACAGAAAUUUUGCAGGGGCAGGGACCUACUCUACUCUGCCAUGAGACCUGCCCCCCCCAAGAUGGAGGGGUGAAGGGGCCUCAGAGCUGAUGAGUCAGGAUCUGGCACUUGGCUGGGGUGUGAAGACUGAGAAGCCCCAGGUUUCUAACUUGCAGGGCAUGGAGUUUCAGAGCGACAGGGCAGGCUGGGCACAGGCAGGACCAGUAUAGCAGGUUCAGGUCAGUGCAUUGACUCUGGGGACAGUGACUGGGCUGGGAGUAUAAUAGGGGUUUUGGUGCCACAACCUUCAACCACCAGGCCUUGGAUUCCAAGGCGCUGGUACUUAGCCCUCCAGGCCUAGCUUUGGGCAGGACCCUGGGCUAGCUGCUCUCAGGCGUAGAGGCUGCGCCUACAGCUGGCCGGCCCAGGGUGCAGGCCACAACACCUUAUGGGGCGAAGUGAAGCUCCUCCUGCAGGCUGGGGCUUGCUCAGGCUAGAGAUAGGUAACAGGGGAGAUUCUUUAAUUUUUUAAUUUCCAAAAAGUGCAUAAGCACAUGUUAUGGCUGCAAAGUCCAUAACACUGUUUUAUGGGUAUAUGAGUCACUGCAGACUGGGCCACUGAUGCCCACAGAGCCCAGAUGUCUUGUCCCAGAGGCUAACACUGCCUUCCAUUACUGCUAUCAAAGCCCAGCUGACCACUAUUCCCCUGCUUCAGGGUAUACUUGCAGACACAAAGGAGAGCAUGAAUCUUAAAUGUCCAUAGAAAGUUAAUAGAUAAAAGCUGUGGUCAGAAUGUUUUAAGCCUUGUUUACUGAUUCCUUCCACAGAAAUUUUAGUGCCCUCUUCUGUGCCCUGUGGACACAGCAGGAGAGUGUCCAGCCUACGUGGGGUCCACAUCUUAUGGGCGAGGCAUGCACUCACCUGAACAAACAUUAAAUUAGGAGGGCCAUGGAAGGGUCAUCAGAGAAAUAAAUUUAGGAAGGGCAGGCAGGGAGUGCAGGAGUGAGGGGUCAGUCAAGCCUCGAUGGCAGGACAAAAAGGUAGCCAGGGAGAAGGACACUGAACAUUCUGGGUGGGGUUCUGGCUUCACCCCAGAGAUCUGAGUCCAGAGUCUGGGGCCAGGCAUAGUCUUCUGUAUGUUUAAGGAGAACACCUGAUGAGCCUGGCAAGGGGCCUAAGGGCCAGGCCCAAUUGAUGGCCCAUAUCACCUUUGACCCUGCUUAUUUCUGGGUGCUCUGUCUUUGGCCCAGUCCAGAUGGGCACAGUGGCUUGGACAAGAGCCCACCUAACUGUUUCACAGGUGUUACCUAGGGACACAUGCCACUCCCCUGCCCAGGUGUUUGGCCCACAGCAGAAAGCAACUGCCUGUCGGUGGGGGUCAGCCAGCGCAAGGGUAAUGGGGGAUGCCUGAGACCCUGGUCCUGGGCCAGGCUCAGAGACCAUCAGAUGAAGAAGGACCCACAGCCCAGGGCCUGGGGCAGCCUGAGGAGCCUGUGAGCAACAGCUUGCUGCUGGCCGGCAGGUCCAGUUCCUCUAGGCUCACAGCCCUCAUGGGCCAACACUCAUUUCAUGGACCCUGAGAGCACGGGCCUGGGCAAGAGGCCUAAGUCAAAGCUAAGGGAGGGACCGUGAGGCUACCAGGUGGGGUAAAGCUAAGCCGAGCCCCUUAGGCAAGGCCAGGCUGGGACCCUGGUGGAGUAAGGACCCCGUUGCGGUUAUGCAGGGUCUCACUCGGCCUCAGGUAGGAGCAGGAACAGAAGGUUGGAGGCCCUGCCCUCUGCCUCUCCCAGCAGGUUGGAUGUGGAUGGACCCAGCCCGGGAUGGAUCCCAGGGGCCUCGGCCACACACAGCCAGUGUCCAUGUACGUGAGCUGAGUUGGCAGGGCCUGCACAACCCCUGCCCACAGAGCAGGUCCCUGGGCAGCCAUGGGGACAGCUGCAGGGAGCAACUGUUGGAGCACCUGUCCCCUGCUCGACUGCGGGUCCUGGCCCAGGUGGACAACCUCCAGCUGGUGCGGGUGCUGGAAAUGUGUGUGGACACCCGUGAGAGCAGCCUGGGAAACUUCGGAGUCCACCUGCCCAACCUGGACCAGCUGAAGUUGAACGGCAGCCGCCUGAGCUCCCUCAGAGACCUCGGCACCUCUUUGAGCCACCUGCAGGUGCUGUGGCUAGCUCGCUGUGGCCUGACAGACCUGGAUGGCAUUGGCUCCUUCCCCGUGCUAAAGGAACUCUACGUCUCCUACAAUGACAUCUCGGACCUGAGCCCACUGUGCCUGCUGGAGCAGCUGGAGGUGCUGGACCUGGAAGGCAACAGCGUGGAGGACCUGGGGCAGGUGUGCAGCCUGCGGCUGUGCCCGCAGCUCACCACACUCACCCUGGAGGGCAACCCGGUGUGCCUGCAGCCAGCCCCUGGACACUUCAACAAGGCACCCCAGGAUUACAACUACAGGGUGGAGGUGAGGAAGCUCAUCCCCCAGCUACAAGUGCUAGAUGAGGUGUCCACCAUGCACACUGACCUGCCUGCCACCCAGGAGCUGAGCCAGGACUGGCUCAUAGUGAAGGAGGCCAUCAAGGAAGGCCGAGUGCUGGACAGUUUCCUCCCCCGACAAGAUGUUUCCCAUGGAGCCAUUAUCCGGAGACUUGAUCCAGCAUUCUCCCUUCCUGAGACCCAGCCCUGGGCCCUGUCCCUGCUGGUCCCUGGGGGCGUCCUGCCAGAACGCCUGCUUCCCAAGGACAUGGCCCCAGAAGACCACACCAGCAGCCUCACUCAUGGUGCCGGCCAAGUCCUCUGCGGGAACCCCACCAAAGGCCUGUGGGAACGCAGGCGUCAGAACCAGGACUGGGCACCCUUGGAACAGCUACUUCCAUUCAAGUCACAUCUGGCCACCAGCCCCUCCACCCCAGGGCCUGGCCCUGCGGACACCUGUGACCUCCUAACUGUGGUGGGGCUUCAGGCCUGGAGGGAGCUUGGCCUGUGUCCCCAGCCCCACAGGCAGACGGAGUCCCAGCAGGAAGGAGCUGCAGCCCCCCGGGACCCAUGGAGGGCCCCUGAAGAGCAAGAGGACCAGAUUGGACCCAAGACUGUCCCUAGUCCCAUGAGCCUGGCCUCAGGUACUUUCCCCACAGAGCAUUCCAGAACCGUGGGAUUUCACCUGAUCCCUUCUGCUCCCAAGUGCCCAAUGCCACCUGACUCUGGAAGCAGCUCCCCCAGGGGGUCUGCAGUCCUGUCUUUCAGAGGGCGAAGGCUCAGAGCACUGGACAGCCUGUGUGGGAGCCCUGGAGGUAACCUCAGGCCUCAGUGCUUGAGCCCAGGGGUACCCAGACCCAAAGCCAACAGGAGACCCAGCAGCCAGACAUCCAGGCCUCUGCUACCUGCUCCACCUGAACCCUAUCACCCCCACCCACUCCCUCCCUUAGUGUAAGCCCCCACCAACUGCCAGGUUCACCUGGACUGGGGCCAAGGGGUGCCAGUGAGGUCAUGGGAGCCCCAGAAGGACUCUGUCUUCAUAGACCCUGGAGCAUCUAGGCAGGUGUGGGGAUGGAGGGUGGGUUUGGCCCUGAAGAGGCCCCUUUUGGUGCAGAGAGGAACCUGAAGUUGGGACCAGUCCGCAGGUAUCAGAGGCCAGAACAGACAUUAGGUCCAGGUAGGGAGAGCCCAAGCUCCCCAUCACUGCUCAGCUGCCCACCCUUGCAUGGGGCCUAGCCUUCCCAGGAGAAAUGGUCAAAGGGGCAGGCCUGGUAAGAGGCAGACUGGGCUAGGCGGCAGGACCUGGAGCUGGGCUCUCCAGGAGCCUCAGGGCUGCGAACCACUCUCUCCACUGAUGCAGCCCAGGGUCCCACCUGCUUGCCCUAGGCUGCUAUGGGCAAAGCCAGGCCUCCCAUCCCUGGUGGAUUUGUGGGGUUUCCCUUGAGAAGCUGGGAGGUGCAGGUCCCUCCUCUGGGGGCAGGAUGCCCCAAAAAACAAGAGAAUCAUUUUCGACUUUCAGGUUUACAGAAAUGCAGUUUACUUUGUAGGCAACAUUGGUUCAAUAAAUUAUGCAGCUGGCA
Ictidomys tridecemlineatus (thirteen-lined ground squirrel) is the source of this 4227-nucleotide messenger RNA. RefSeq names its product leucine rich repeat containing 56 (gene Lrrc56). Gene Ontology annotation, molecular function: protein binding. The record is from RefSeq and is a predicted model, not a curated record. Lineage: Eukaryota; Metazoa; Chordata; Mammalia; Rodentia; Sciuridae.